Messenger RNA from Morone saxatilis (striped sea-bass), 1801 nucleotides. RefSeq names its product von Willebrand factor A domain-containing protein 7-like. Bases 74 to 1609 code for a protein of 511 amino acids. The transcript is spliced from 7 exons. The record is from RefSeq and is a predicted model, not a curated record. Lineage: Eukaryota; Metazoa; Chordata; Actinopteri; Moronidae.
AUUACUAAACAUUCUGGGGUUUCGUCGUCGAAAAGACAGAGUGCUAACGACCAACAGCAACAACACAGUCGGGAUGGUAAAAUCAGAAGCUCAGCUGUACAGAGACCUGGCUCAGGCUUCAGGAGGUCAGGCUAUUGAAGUCACAAAGAGUGAGCUCCAAGUGGCCACCAGCAUCAUAGUAGAGUCCUCCAGCUCAUCUCUGGUGACCCUUCUGCAGGCGUCCAGGAGUCCAGGAAAGGCUGAAAAUUUUACUUUCACAGUUGACGAUUCACUAAAAAACCUCAGAAUGUACAUCACUGCGAGCUCUGUCAGCUUUACUCUCAUCAGUCCCUCAGGUGAAUCUCAGCAAAGCUCUAACACAACAGGAUCACUGAUCACUGCAUCCCAGUCAGUGGGAAACUUCCAGACUCUGCAGCUAAAAACACAAGUGGGACUGUGGGAAAUUAAAAUGGUGUCAACAAAUGCCUACAAUCUGAAGGUCGUAGGUGAGAGUCCCAUUGACUUCCUGUUUGAAUUUUGGGAGGUAUCGCAGGGCCUGCUUGGAGGUUUUGAUGUUGUAGACAAUCGUCCCACAGCUGGUGUCAAUGGUAGUCUGAUGGUGACCGUAACUGGGAGUGACUCCGCCACAGUGACAGAAGUGAUUCUAGUUGAAUCAUCGGGGGCCGGACAGGUCAAUGGCACUGUAGAGGCUCAGGGUGGAGGAGACUUCUUAGCUCAGUUUGACAGAAUCCCAUCAGAGGAGUUUGUGGUGCUUGUGAAGGGGCAGAACAGCAAUGUUUCCACCAGAGAAGCCUCAGUGUUCUUCCAAAGACAGUCGCCCACCAACAUCAGAGCUUCUACUCUGACUGUUACUGUUGGUGAUUCCCAGAGUGUCUUAGUACCAGGAACGCCACUUUCAGUUCCCUUCACUGUGACGACGGGUGGUGCAGGAGGAAGCUUCAGUAUCAAAGCUACCAAUGAUCAAGGUUUUACUUCAACUUUCCCAUCCAGUUUAUUGUUGGAAACUGGGGGCAGUGCUAAUGGUACAGUGAACCUCACCGCACCAAUAAACACCACGUCUGGUACUGACGUAACCCUGACCAUUGAGGCCGAGGCUCCGGGAGGCGCAGACACCAACUAUGUUGUUCUGCGUUUCACUGUCCUUAGAACGGUGACUGAUUUCACUCAGCCGGUGUGUGAGCUGCUCAGUCUGCAGUCAAAUUGCUCUGAAAACUGCAGCUUGUCCACGUGGAAGCUCUCUGUUCAGGUGACUGAUGGUGCUGAAGGGACGGGUGUUGACAGUGUUAGCCUCAGACAGGGCAAUGGUACCUUAAACACCAGCCUGGCCGCUGGCAACGAGAACAGAACGCUGGUGUCCUACAUUGCGUCUUGCUGUUCGCCGGAUGUGGAACUGCUGGUUGUGGAUCGGGUGGGUAAUGUAGGGUCCUGUUCCUACACGGUCCAGAAAACAUCCACCAGCAGCUCACAAGCUACAACCACCAGUAUCCCAGAUCCUCCGACGGCAGUAGCUGUUGUGUCUCUGUCUACCAAAACUGUUCAGUCUUUCUUCCUUUGCCUUAGUAUCACAAUCCUAGGGCUCAAUUUACCAUCUGAAAUGGGAAUCAACUGAGUGUCUACAUGUUGAAGUGGGAAUUAGUUACAUUUUAAAAUGUUUUACCUUUAUUUGAUCUGCCUUUGUUGAUAUAAAUGGGUGAACCUAAUAACCUGGCAACUUAGUGUAUAAGUGGGUAAUUAAUUGUACUGUAUAAUCAAUAUUGAAACCUUUAUGCAAUAUACAUAUUAAUGUUGCAUUUUCCAGUAC